Molecule: messenger RNA, 3447 nt
Organism: Capsicum annuum
Lineage: Eukaryota; Viridiplantae; Streptophyta; Magnoliopsida; Solanales; Solanaceae
Exons: 5
Coding region: 1813-2883 (356 amino acids)
Biological process (GO): regulation of DNA-templated transcription
Molecular function (GO): DNA binding
Source: RefSeq, a predicted model, not a curated record
GAGCAAAUACCAAACUGAUCAUUUUUUUUUAACUCAAAUAGAAAGUAUAUAGAGAGAGAAAGUCAUCAACAUAGGUUAGAACUCUGAAUUUCUUGUUUAUUUUUACUAGUAAUUAUUAUUUUUGUUAAUUAUGUAGCUUUCCUUUUUUUGUUUACUACUUAAAAGUUUCCAUAUUGAUGGAUAAUGUUGCUUGCUUGUUCUCCUUUUAUCAUUAUUAGGUGUUCAAUUCUGAAUUUGCUUGUCUUCUGAAUUUUCCAUUUUGAACUUUUUUUGCCCGUAUUAUUUGGGUUUUUAAUGGAUAUUAAUGUUAUAUUGAUGAUAAUAUUGCUCAUUCUUUUUUUUUUCUUUUUUUUUAAUGUUGGGUGUUCAAUUCUGAAUUUGCUUUGUUUAUGUGUAGUUUCUUGAGGGGUUCUUGAAAAUUUUCCAGUUUCAACUGUUUUUGCUCUCUUCUUGAUCAUUUCCCUGCCUAUUGUAAUGGAUUUUUUUCAUUCUUGUUUUCGUGGUGAUCACCCCCCCACCCCCACCCAAACAAAGAACAUGCAUAUUUCAGUAUUAAACUAGAAUUUGUUUGUUCUUUUUGAACUGAUUGUUGUUUUUACUGAGCGAAGGGUCUAUUGGAAACAACCCCUCUACGUGUGAUGUAGGGGUAUGAUGUGCGUACGCUCUACUUUCCCCAGACUCCACUGAGUUGAUUUCUCAUAUGAUCUUUAAACUAAUAGUUAUCAUCUCAGACAGUUAAAUUCUUUGUUGAAGAAAGGUAGUUUUCUGGGAUAAUAAUUGCUAGUUGAGUGACUAUUUGAGAAAUCAAUCCGUUGUUUUGAUGGUUUUCCAAUUAGGUGUAUAUGGCAAUUAUAGCAAAAAGACCAAACUGUGAUGCAUACGAUAUCCAAUUGGAGAUUUUGAAGGUCUUUUUCAAGUCAAGAAUUAGUCAAUGGGCUAACUUUGGGUGCAGUUUUAGUUGUGAUUUGAAGUUGAUGAAAGUUACCUCUAAAAAUGAACAGGCUGAUUUCUUCAUUAAUGAAAUUUACAGACUAGAAAUAUUUACAUAAAGAGUUAUCAUCAUUAAUAUCUAAUUUUGUUCAAACACUCUCCGAUAUAUCUGGUAGGUUGUUUGAGUGGGCUGAUUGAAUUGUUGACACUUUUUUCUCAGCUAUCUGUAUUUACCAUUGCCCUUAAAUUAUACAGUUAUCUAUUUUAGAUUAUGAAGUUGAUGAAAGUUGCCUAUGAAAAUGGACAGGUUCAUUUCCUUCUUGGUGAAAUUUCCAUGCCUGGCAAUCUUUCCAUUUAGAGUUAUCAUCAUUAGUUUGUAAUUUUGUUCAAACACUUUCUGAUAUACCUGGUAAAUUAAUUGAGAGGGCUUAUUGAAAUGAGUUCGAGCUUUUGGUUAUUUCCUUUACAUGGCACAUAUGAACAUGUUUUCGUGAUCAAGAAUUGUUCAGCUUGUUCAGCUUUGUGUCUUCAUUGACACUUUUUCUCGGCUCUUCUGUAUUUACCAUUACUCUUAAGUUUUACAGUAAUCUAUUUUAGAUAAUGAAGCAGAUUUGAUAUGUCAGCCCGGAUUAUGUUUCUUUUUUUAAAAAAAAUGGAGGGCAAUUAAAAGCUGUAUCUGAUAAAUCUAUUGAAUGAUCUUUUGGAUUUUUCUUCUCUUUUAUGUUUGUCGUUAUGUAGAAAGUUGUUGCGGAAUUUAAGUCGUGGUUAUGUUAUAUCUGUCAUUGCUUGUGCCUUCUUCUCACUAACUAUCUGUCUCUGAUUUAACAUAGAAGUAGAUCGGAGCGCUAGCUUUUCCAGCUUUGAUCUAUUUCAUCGUCUACCAUGCAUCCUCUGGCUCCGUCAACGCCGCCUCCAGGUUUUACGAAUUCCUAUUGGACUAAUGAUGAAAUCAUUUUGUCCCUUGACCAGAUUAACCGUGGAUCACCCAUCCCUGAAGAUUUGAUUGUCGAUAAUCCCUAUCAGUAUGAUACUUCAAAUUUGCCAGAUGGAGCAUGGUUUCUUGUAAAAACAACUGAGGAAAAAGAGACCAAACAGGGACGCUGGAGAGCAAAAGGUUCAGCCUGUGAAAUAUUUGCAAAUUCUGCCAUCAGUGGUUGGAGAACCACUUUUGAAUUUUCUCAAGUCCAAGCCCCUAUCGAACAGAAAACUGUCUGGAUGAUGCAGGAGUAUAAAGUAACACCGAAAGGGCAGCAUGGUCAGACCAAUUCACAGGAGUCUGCACUUUGUAGAGUUUUCAGUUGCUGUAGUGAGGCGAAACCAGAGAAAAACUAUGAUUUUGACACCAAAGGUGAACUUCAGGUGAACAACCAGACAGAAGGGGUUGGGUCAUCACUUGUUGACAAACCUAGAGAUCACUCUGAUGAUAUAGCAGCCGACUUAGAUUGCAUUUUAAGAGGAGACUACCUGGAAUUGGACGACCUUGCAUCACAUUCGUCUAGUUCAGAGAACUCAAGUCGCCUUAGCUUUGCAUCUGAAGAAUAUUUUGACUCUCUGGCGCUUCUACGGGAUCUGGAUGAUGAUGCGAAGAAAAAGGAUCUGAAUGGAAACGGCUCAACUGAUAAUUAUAACGUAAUGAUGUGUGUAUUAGCAAAUGAUGCGGCUGUGCAGCUUGCACCUUUAGAGUCUCUUGUUAAAGGGAGUGAAGCUACUGCAGUCAAAGAAACUCCACAAGCUCCUGAUAAUAACAAAACCAAAUCUUUCAGUGAACAAUUCCCAGAUCACUCUGCUAAGAGGCUGAAGGCUGAGCGUACAGAUGAAGGUCCAUCACAUUCUUGUAGAGCAACGACAUCUUCCAGCAGCAGCAGCAGCGGUGAUGAGCCUGGACGUGUAGCAAGAAGGGAGGAGAAAAGAGCGAAGAAGUUUACGAAGUACCUCUGUUUUAUGCCUUUCUAGGUCCUUGCUAUUUCAACUCUCUCAAGUAUAGUUGACAAAAACAUGCAAGCAGCCUAUAAAUUAGAGGGGUGGUUGUGUUGGUGGAUAGAUAGUUUAAGUUAAUGAAUAUUUGAUAUUUGUGCAUUAGGCUAAAUUUUAAACUUCAUGCAAGUUUAAGAUUUAGAAUAGUAAAGUAAUGUAAGAUUUAGAAUAGUUUAAGAUUUGAAGGGGAGUCUUGGAGUAACCGGUAAAGUUGUUGCCAUGUGAUCAGGAGGUCACGGAUUCAAGCCUUGGAAACAACCUCUAGCAGAAAUGCAAGGUAAGGUUGCGUACGAUACACUCUUGUGGUUGGCCCCUUCCUCGGUACACACUUGUGGUGGGGCCAUAGUGGUAUCUUCAGUGCACCGGGCUGCCUUUUUUCUUUUGUUUUUUUUUUUAAAAGUAAUUCUGCAGAAAAGAGUCUUAAGAACUUAUGUUCUCUUUAAUACAGUUGUAAAAUUAGAAGUCUCAUUGUAAUAUUAAGAGAGAAACAUGUGUACUUUUUAUAUUUUUAUAACUCUUCAAGUGAUUAAUACUUUUUUCUGA